Messenger RNA from Oncorhynchus kisutch (coho salmon), 3695 nucleotides. Its product is annotated as oxysterol-binding protein-related protein 3-like. Gene Ontology annotation, molecular function: cholesterol binding. Gene Ontology annotation, cellular component: plasma membrane; perinuclear endoplasmic reticulum; nuclear membrane. The record is from RefSeq and is a predicted model, not a curated record. NCBI's taxonomy places the organism in Eukaryota, Metazoa, Chordata, Actinopteri, Salmoniformes, Salmonidae. The transcript is spliced from 25 exons.
UUCACGAUGGUGUCAGUCGUCAGUCUGGAGACUGGAAGAAAGCUACUAGUACUGUAGGUUCAUUUUAAAACUUAGUUUUUAAUUUAUUUAUACCGCAAAAUAUAAAUUAUAGUCUUAUAUUAUUCGCCAACAAAUAACACAUUAGUUCAGCGAAAAUAUUUGACUCUCGUUUAUCGUCUCUCGGGAAUCUAAACCCCAGUAGAAACUUUACAAAGUGAGGGGAUGUUCCAGAUGGACAAGGUUGUAGCGCCUCACUGACCCAGAGAAGCCCAAGUCCCAAGGAGAGAGGAUCCUCAAGCCCCAGGGAGACGGCCUGCAGGGGCAGGGAGAGGCAGGGAGACGGCCUGCAGGGGUAGGGAGACGGCCUGCAGGGAGAUGGGCUCAGAGGAGAGGAGUUCAGCCAUGUCUCACAAGAUCUCUUCCCCCUCACACAGCAACAGCAGCUCCUCCUCCAAACACGACAGCCGACAGGACAGUUGGGAGAUUGUAGAGGGGCUGCGUGGAGGACACAGUAAUGUCCAGGAGCCCCAGAAGCAGGAUGGAUACAUGCUGAAGAGGAGGAAGUGGCCGAUGAAGGGAUGGCACAAGAGAUACUUCUACUUGGACAAGGGCAUCCUGAAGUAUGCCAAGUGUGGUGCUGACAUUGAGAAGGGGAAGUUACAUGGCUGUAUUGACGUGGGUCUCUCUGUCAUGGCCAUUAAGAAGUCAGCCCAGUGCAUUGAUCUGGAUGCAGAGGAAAACAUCUAUCACCUGAAGAUCAAGUCACAGGAGCUGUUUGAUGAAUGGGUGUCUAAGCUACGCCACCAUCGGCUGUACCGUCAGAAUGAGAUUGCUAUGUACCCCCAGGAGAAGGCUUACUACUACCCCCACUUCCCCCCUCCCGGGUCCCCCGGUGUGGCUGAUAGAACGAGGCAUGUGUCUCUAGCCAGGCAGGCAUCGGUCCAUGCUGCAGGUAGCUUCCCUGUGACCUGUACCAGCCAAUCCAAGGUGGCCGCCUGGCUGCAGUCCUCAGAUGACAUGAACAAGUGCUCUAAAGACAUGUCAGUGUGUGAGUCCUACCUGUUGGAGCUGAACCAUCUGCUACAGAGUAUGGAGGUCAUCCACCGCACCUACUCAGCUCCAGCCAUCAACGCACUACUGCAGAUUGAUGGUGGUAGCUUCUACAUUUGACCCCAAAAAGGAUAAAGGCCCCCAAGGAAAUGGCGUGGUUCUAAAAACUACGGCAAAGAUGUGAAAACAACACUGCAGGUUCCCAGUUGCAUCUCAUCUGGCUCCGUCCGUCUCCACGCCUCCAACCCCAACCUCUCUACUGCAGCCCUGGGGACUGCGAAGGCCUACCCUGAACCUCCCUAUAUGGACUCUCCUAUAGACGUAGCCAAACUACAGGAGGACUUCUGCCGCGUCGCUAACAACCUGUAUGCCACCAUGAAGUCAGCCCUGAGCGCUCUCACCUCUGAGAAGGAGAAGUUAAAACAGGUGCUGGACCACCAAGACACAUGUCCCCCUACCUCUCCAGGGAUUAUGGGUCUGAAGAACGCUCUGUCCUCGGCUAUAGCCCAGAACUCUGAACUGAGAGAGCGGCUGAGCAACAUUCACACUGAGUCCAGCUGCAUCCCAGAACCCUCCACUGGGCUCAUAAACCUCUCUGGUCCCCUACAGAAGCAAGACUCCACCGAUGGAUCCCACCCCCUAGUUCACCAGGCGUCCAAUGAGAGCAGAGCGUCCAUCACAGAGUCUCUGUCAGAGUUCUUCGAUGCUCAGGAGGUUCUACUGUCUGCCAGCUCCUCAGAAAACGAGGCCUCUGAUGAUGACUCAUACAUCAGUGACAACGUCAGCGACAACAUCUCCAUGGACAACUUCAGCAACGAGACGGAGAGACCUAACUCGGGCUGUGAAGAGAACGGGGCCCUUCUGAGAAGACGCAGGUCGUGCCUCCCGUCGGCCAGCCCUAACACCAGUAACAUCAGUCUGUGGAACAUCCUUAAGAACAACAUAGGGAAAGACCUCUCCAAGGUGGCUAUGCCUGUUCAGCUGAACGAGCCCCUCAACACCCUGCAGAGACUGUGUGAGGAGCUGGAGUACAGCGAGCUGCUGGACAGAGCUGCUAACACACAGGACCCCUUUGAACGCAUGGUGUACAUAGCCACGUUUGCAGUGUCGGGGUACGCGUCCAGCUACCACCGAGCGGGAGGGAAGCCCUUCAACCCGGUCCUGGGGGAGACCUAUGAGUGUGACCGCCCCGACAAGGGCCUCCGAUUUGUAGCAGAACAGGUCAGCCAUCACCCACCUAUAUCAGCAUGCCACGCUGACUCUAAAAACUACAUAUUCUGGCAAGACAUGAGGUGGAAAAACAAGUUCUGGGGGAAGUCUAUGGAAAUAGUUCCUGUGGGCACCACCCAUGUGAUGCUGCCAGGGUUUGGGGACCACUAUGAGUGGAACAAGGUCACGUCCUGCAUCCACAACAUCCUGAGUGGGCAGCGCUGGAUAGAACACUACGGAGAGAUCUCCAUCAGGAACACCAGCACUGAUAUCUGCCAGUGUAAGGUCACCUUCAUCAAGGCCAAGUACUGGAACUCGAGUGUUAACGAGGUGGAGGGCACCAUCACAGACCACAAGGGGAAGGUCAUCCACAGACUGUUUGGGAAGUGGAACGAGGGGGUGUACUGUGGAGACCCCCCCUCUGCCACCUGCAUCUGGAGAGCCAAUGCCAUGCCGGCUGACCACGAGCAGUACUACGGCUUCACUAAGUUUGCUAUGGAGCUCAAUGAGCUGGACCCUUCACUGAAACUGCUGCUGCCUCCCACAGACACCCGGCUACGGCUCGACCAGAGGCUGCUAGAGGAGGGCAACGUAGAGGCAGCAGAGGAACAGAAGCAGAAGAUAGAACAGCAGCAGAGAGACAGACGCAGAGUCCUGGAGGAAAACACCAUGACACAUCAACCCACAUUCUUCAGGAAAUCAAAGGACGACACCUGGGUUAGCAACAACACUUACUGGGACCUGAGAAGGGAUCCAGGCUUUUCCCACCUGGACUGUCCUGUGUUGUGGUGACCUGAGAAGGGAUCCAGGCUUUUCCCACCUGGACUGUCCUGUGUUGUGGUGACCUGAGAAGGGAUCCAGGCUUUUCCCACCUGGACUGUCCUGUGUUGUGGUGACCUGAGAAGGGAACCAGGCUAUCACCUCCUGGACUGUCCUGUGUUGUGGUGACCUGAGGAGGAAACCAGGCUAUCACCUCCUGGACUGUCCUGUGUUGUGGUGCCCUGAGGAGGGAACCAGGCUAUCACCACCUGGACUGUCCUGUGUUGUGGGGACCUUAGUGUGACUUGUGUGGCCACUGGUCACACACCUGGGUCAUGUUUAUUAGGCCCAGGACUGAAACAGGGAGGAACUACCUGAACGUGUCCAGGAAGAAACACUUCUGCGUUCAAAAGGCAGAAAACAGACUGCAACUUCCAGUCCAAUAAGAAACUUUAUUUACGUUUUGCUACGGUGUGCACUUAUGAACACGACCCUGUUUGGACUUCCUGUCUGUACUGUGACCCAGGCUGGCUCUGGGGGCUGGAGUCCUGCUGCUCUAUCCGUCUCAUUGGUUACGCCUCAAAUGGCACCCUAUUCCCUACAUAGUGUACUGCUUUUGACCAGAGCCCUGUGGGCCCAAGUAGUGCAUCAUACGCUAAAGGGAAUAGGGUGCCAUU